UAAAAAUGCCUCCUCCUAAUGAUUGCCACCACAACCCAAAUGAAAAUGAAGUGGAUUCCCUCACCAGUCCUUUGAACUUUUUGAAUCAGAAGUACCAGGAGCUUCACCAGAAGUGUCUGACUGAAAACAUACUGUACAGCGAUGAGUUGUUCCCUCCAGACAACAGCUCCAUUGGCCUGUUUGAUGAAAUUCCUCCAGAGGUGGACAUGUCCCAGAUUGUCUGGAAGCGGCCAUCUGAAUUGGUGUCGGACCCUACCUUAAUUGUAGAUGGUGUGUCCAGGUUUGACUAUGCACAGGGGAGUGUAUUAGGAAACUGUUGGUUUUUGGCUUCAGUCGGAGCUCUAACCUUUGAGAAAGACAUCAUGAAACAGGUCCUGCCAGCUGAACAAUCAUUCACCAAGGAUUAUACUGGGAUAUUUCAUUUCAGGUUCUGGCGGUUUGGAAAAUGGAUUGAUGUUGUUAUUGAUGACCAGCUUCCAACUAUUGAUGACGAACUGCUUUUUGUGUGUUCAAAAACGUCUAAUGAGUUUUGGCCUGCCUUACUGGAGAAAGCUUAUGCCAAGGUGUGUGGGUCCUAUGCUGACUUGAACGCUGGCUUCAUUUCUGAGGCCCUAAUGGACUUCACUGGUGGGACGCAUAUGUAUUAUACACUGAAUUCAGCUCCUGCUGACUUGUGGAAAGUCCUGGAAUGCGCAUUUAUAUCAAAGACACUUAUUGGUUGCGGUUCCAAUACAGAGGGCUCACCUGAAGAAAAUGAGUUACUUCAUGGCAUAAUUGCAGACCAUGCUUACACUGUGACAGGGGUAUUUGAGCUAAUGAGUGAGGAAAACCCAGUUCAGCUGGUGCGACUGUUAAAUCCAUGGGGUGAAGAAGAGUGGCAAGGAGACUGGAGUGAUGAGUCACCUUUGUGGGAGACAAUUUGUGAGGAGGCCCGCAAAUGUUGCCGUGAAAUUUUAAAUGAUGGGGAGUUCUGGAUGUCAAUGGAAGACUUCACCAGACUUUUUGAAAGCAUAGAUAUCUGCUGUCUCUGUCCUGAUUUUCUGGAUGGUUCCUCUGACUGCCACUGGACCUCCAAACGGCAUUUUGGCAGAUGGAAUGCAGAGAAAUUCUUGCACAACACAUUCAUACACCACCUUACAGCUGGUGGUGACAUCAUUAAGACAGAGACUUUCUGGAAGAACCCUCAGUUUCGGGUGACAAUUGAUGAGCUUAAUGAGGAUUGUGCUAGUGGGCAGCGCCCUGAAAAUAUACUGGUGUCCCUGAUGCAGAACCAUGAGAAGAGAAACAGAAAUAGCCAAGAAAAUUAUGACAUUGGCUUUUAUGUCUUUGAGGUCAACACAUUUCAAUAUUUUUUCUUUAAGAUGAGACAUCAGAGCGAGAGGUUUGCGAAGGAGUUUUUUGCUGAUAGAGAGCCCGUUGCAAAGACUGAUGAUUUAGUUUGGUUGAGAGAGGUUAUGAAAUUCUUUAAACUGGAGCCAGGGGAGUACCUGAUCGUGCCCUGCACAAAGAAUCCUGGUGAAACUGCCUCCUUCGUCCUGUCUGUCUUCUCAAAGCAUGAAACACACUUAGAGCAAAUUCAAGAGACUACUGAGUAGAAUGGAGAUGUUUUUUGGAGAGGGUGCGGGGCAGAGCCAGCACUGCACUGCAUUCCACUCCACUUUUAGAAACGCACUCCAGAAGGUCCUUUCCCUUGUUCCCUCUGGGGAAUCCCUGCCUCCAUUUUCAAGUGUGUCCUACUUCAACAAGUGUACGAGGGGAGCUGGACAUAUCUUCAAUCCCAAGGAAGCAAGUCAGCUUCCUAUGUCCACUUCAGCACCUUGUCCCUAAAUGCCAUGCGAUUGUGAAAUCACAACAGUGUUGUUCCCAUAUGCUCAAGUGUGCAUUCCAUUUAAACCCAUUCAAAUGUUCCAUCAAUAGUGGACACUUACUUAAUGUAAUCGAUGGGAUACAUUCGAGGGAAUGAGAUGGAGUGAAGAGCAUAAAAAAUUGGACUGGAAUGCAGCCCCAGCCCUCAACUGAUGAAGGGGCUUUGAUAUAUACGAUCAGAUGAAUGCAUAUUGUACUCCCAGCUAAAUAACAUGGUACAUUCCUUAACCUUUAACGUGCCAUAAAACAAACAUCUCGCUGUUACAACAACAUACAUUUGAUCUAUUAUGCUACAUACAGAUGGCAGUGCUGUGAAAAAUCUUGAAAAUAAAAUAAUUUUAUUAAAAAUAAAACUAGACCUACAUAUUAGAAAACACACAAAUUACAGGUUUAUAAAUAGAUCAUUAAAUGUGGACAAAAUAAAACACAAGUUUUAAUUCUAAUAUGAGGAGCGGCCACAUUACCUCAACAAAAAGCAGUUUAUGUGUGCGCAACCAUACAAGUUUAUUUAACGGAAUAACAACCUGACAACUGCAAGUAACCACUGUAUAUUUCAAAACAGGCUCAUUCUGAUUGCAUACCUCUAUAUACAUUUCUGGAGAGCGCCAUAUACAGUACAUGCCAGGAGCUACGUUUUUUUGCAGCUUUUGUUUUUGCGAAUCCUCCAGAGGCUGCUGUGUACGCUUUUUCAGAUCUCAAAUUUUCUGCUGUUCUUGAGUAAAUCCACCAGAGGCCGCUGUCAACACUUACUGACUGACCAACCGACUAGUCAUUUUUUUGUCACUCCUUUGAGGAGUUAAUUCAAGCCUUCACACAGCAGACACACACACACGCACGCACGCACGCACGCACGCACACACACACACACACACACACACACACGCACACACACGCACACACACACACGCACACACACACGCACACACAGUGUGUGUGUUUAAUUUUGCACUGUUUUUGCACAGAAAAUGUGACAGGAUACACGUUAAUAUCCAGUGCUGUAUGGAUAUUUGUUAUGUUAAUGUACAAAAUAAACCGGAUUUAAC
Danio aesculapii is the source of this 2909-nucleotide messenger RNA. Its product is annotated as calpain-2 catalytic subunit. Lineage: Eukaryota; Metazoa; Chordata; Actinopteri; Cypriniformes; Danionidae. Gene Ontology annotation, cellular component: cytoplasm. Bases 6 to 1595 code for a protein of 529 amino acids. The transcript is spliced from 12 exons. Gene Ontology annotation, biological process: proteolysis. Gene Ontology annotation, molecular function: calcium-dependent cysteine-type endopeptidase activity. The record is from RefSeq and is a predicted model, not a curated record.